Molecule: messenger RNA, 3290 nt
Organism: Trichoderma asperellum CBS 433.97
Lineage: Eukaryota; Fungi; Ascomycota; Sordariomycetes; Hypocreales; Hypocreaceae
Biological process (GO): protein processing
Cellular component (GO): Golgi membrane; trans-Golgi network
Molecular function (GO): serine-type endopeptidase activity
Source: RefSeq, a predicted model, not a curated record
CGUCACCCAAGAGCUAGACUUGGCAACUCGACUUUUUUUUAAAUCACUGACAAGCAUUUUGCAGAUCGUGUUUAAAUCUUCCGCCCGACCUAUUAGCAAAUAAACAACCCACCCCCCCAAAAAAAGGACUCCAUGAGUUCAUAGCUUCAGCCACUUUCCCUUUCAACUCGCGUCACAUCCCUUUCUUUGCGCCGGCAGCUCCGUGAGCGCCUUGCCCUCUUUGCGCCGCCAUGAGAGUCGCUUCCGUGCUAGGAAUCGCUGGCCUGGUGGCCGUGUCACAGGCUACCAGGAUUGCCAGGGAUUACACCAAGAACGACUAUUAUGUGCUGCAUCUCGACCGGUCAACACAGCCCAGCGAUAUUGCGGCUCGCCUUGGAUUAACACACGAAGGCCAGCUCGGAGAGCUCACUGACCACCACGUAUUUCGCGCCGAGAAGCACGAUCGAGAUAUCGUCAAGGAUGAGGUACGAGAGCGCAAAAGGAGGAAACGAGACGUUGGCGGGUACGACAUCCUGGAUGGAGUCCUCUUGACAACCAAGCAAGAAGCUCGUAGCCGUCUGCAGAAGAGAGUUAUCCCGCCCAGGGACAAUGUGCUUCCCCGCCUUCCUCAAAAUCAAAAGCCUGACGAUUCGGCGGUCCUCGCUCAAACAAACCUCAUGAGAGACCUGGGCAUCGCCGAUCCAACUUUUACAGAGCAGUGGCAUCUAUACAAUACGGUGCAGGUUGGCCAUGAUGUCAAUGUUACUGGGCUCUGGCUCGAGGGCAUUACUGGAAAGAAUGCAACAGUCGCUGUGAUCGAUGACGGUCUGGAUAUGUACAGCCGAGACCUAAAGGACAAUUAUUUCGCCGAAGGCUCUUGGGAUUUCAAUGACAACGACCCGGAACCUAAACCGGUAUUGUCAGACGACAAACACGGCACCAGAUGCGCUGGCGAGAUUUCUGCAGUCCGCAACGACGUAUGCGGUCUCGGCGUCGCCUACGACUCCAAGAUUGCAGGCAUCCGAAUUCUGAGCAGCCCUAUUAGUGAUGCGGAUGAAGCUGAGGCCAUGAUCUACAAAUUUCAGGAUAAUCAAAUCUACUCCUGUUCCUGGGGACCUCCAGACGAUGGCAGAUCCAUGGAAGCCCCUGAUGUUCUGAUUCGACGAGCCAUGCUCAAGGGUAUUCAGGAGGGCCGGGGUGGCCUUGGUUCCAUCUAUGUUUUCGCCAGCGGUAACGGUGCAGCGAGCGGCGACAACUGCAACUUUGACGGAUAUACAAAUUCAAUCUUCAGUAUUACAGUCGGUGCGGUUGAUCGUGCUGGCCAGCACCCGUAUUACUCGGAACACUGCUCCGCCUUGCUCGUUGUUACUUACAGUAGUGGCGGCGGCGACGGUAUACACACAACUGAUGUUGGGGAAAAUGCCUGCUAUGGAGCUCAUGGAGGCACAUCAGCCGCGGCACCGCUUGCGGCGGGUAUCUUUGCCCUGGUCAUGCAAGUUCGCCCAGACCUGACUUGGCGAGACAUGCAAUACCUUGCCAUGGAUACUGCUAUCAAAUUGGACGACGAGACAGACGCCGAGUGGCAGACCACUUCUGCUGGGAGACAAUUUAGCCACACUUUUGGCUACGGCAAAGUCGACUCAUACGGUCUCGUUGAGAGGUCCAAGACAUGGCAGAAGGUGAAGCCUCAGGCCUGGUACUUUUCACCUUGGCUGCAUGUCAAAAAGGACAUUCCUGAAGGCAAAGAUGGGCUGGCAAUGAGCUUUGAUGUGACUGCUGAUAUGCUCAAAGAAGCCAACUUGGCUCGUCUGGAGCAUGUCACUGUCACCAUGAACGUCGAACACACUCGCCGUGGCGAUUUGAGCGUGGAUUUGGUCAGCCCUGACAACGUUAUCAGCCACAUUUCUGUUUCUCGCAAAGGGGACAACUUUAAAGGCGGUUACGAUGACUGGACAUUUAUGUCCGUUGCCCAUUGGGGCGAGAGUGGUGUUGGAAGAUGGACUGUUAUUGUCCGAGACACGGAAGUGAACAACGAAAAGGGCAAAUUUAUCGACUGGCACCUGAAGCUUUGGGGCGAGAGCAUUGAUGCCAGCAAGGCCAAGAUCUUACCCAUGCCGUCCGAGGAUGAUGAUGCCGACCAUGAUGUGAUUCAGUCCACCGUUUCGGGAGCGGCCUCUACCAAAUCGAUCGCAGCGCCAAGCACAACCAAAUCGGCUGUCACCGCCAACCCUACAGACCACCCUGUGCGCCCAACGAAACCUGGGGCACAGCCUACAGAAUCAUCGACCAAACCCCAAGAAACCUCUGCCGAUGAAAAGCCAUCAGACACUGAGCACGAGGUCACUACCGGUACUGAAUCUGCCCAAGCAUCCAGUUCGACUAGUCCAUCUUCAUGGGUCUCCUGGCUUCCUACAUUCGGAACCAAGGCUAAGAUCUGGAUCUACGCCGCCCUUGGCUUGAUUGUCGCAUUUUGCUGCGGCCUGGGCGUCUACCUCUGGGUUGCGCGCCGCCGCCGCCUUCGCAACAACCCCCGUAACAACUACGAAUUUGAACUUCUCGACGAGGAAGAGACUGAAGGCCUUAACAGCGCCGAGAAGGGCGCCAAUGGAGGCAAGAAGACGCGCCGGACUCGUGGCGGAGAGCUCUACGAUGCCUUUGCGGGCGGCAGUGACGAUGACGACGAGUUUGACGAGUAUAGAGAUCGAUCAGCCGAGAGGCUGGCGGGACAUAAUCCCGAUGAUGAGCCGGAGCAUUAUGUCGUUGGUGAGGAGAGCGAUGACGAUGACGAUGACGAUGGCCAUGAAAAACAGAGGCUGUCGAGUUGAAUAUAGACGAGAAGCGCUUCUCUUACCCUCUUGUUGUGUGUUUUUUUGAAUGAAACAAAAAAGAAUUUUUUUUGAACAUCAGGUAUUCAUUAGACGGAGUAUUUUUCUUUCAAUUAUACCAUUAAUUUUUUUUUUUGGCGGUCCUCGAUUAAUUACUCUGUUUUGCCUAAAUGCCCCUGUGGUGGUUUCUGUCUUUAUAUGGAAUGCUUGGGCAAUAUUUCUUGUCUUGGAUAGGGAUAUGUAUUUCUAAGGUGUAGAUACCUACCUAUCCGCAUACCUAUGUAAUAGGUAUAUGAUAAUAUGAACUACUCGUGGAUGGAUGGAUGAGGAGCGUAAUUGAUGCUGAUGUUGGCUCUCCCGUGCGCUACGUCCCGAAUGUGCCCCUGGUUUAGGCCCGGGGCUUGGUUAUGCUUUGUGUCGCUGCCAAAACUAUUAUAUGCCAUUUUAGCCAGGCCAUAUAUCCUUUGAUAAGAUACUUCUAAGGUG